AUGUCUAGCGACGCGGAAAAGAAGUUAUUAGUUUCCAUUCUUAGGCAGGCCAAUAUUAGUCACAUCGAUUGGGACAGAGUUGCAAAGGAUCUCAGCGUUCCCACCAAGUCAGCUGCACAAAUGCGAUGGCAGCGAUUCAAAAAGACGUUGCCUGACUUCAACCAAGAACAAAACAGGAGUGCGAACUCCUCGCCACCAGCAACACCGAGAAAAAGACAAUCUCCGACGAAAAGCAAAGCUCUCAAAGGCAGCCCCUUGAAGAAGCAAAAGCGUUUGAAACUUGACAGUGAUGACGACGACGAACUAGGAUUCGAUAACUACGAGGAGAAGGAGAACAAGAUUGCCCCCGAGACACCAGCACGAAGUCUCCCAGGUAGAAAAGCAAAAGCCAAGUCUCCGAUCAAGGAUGCAGGUACGAGCGAUGAGGGAGAUGACAUCGAGAAUGAGGAAUCAGGUGAAUAUGGGGAAACUCAAGAAACCGAGUUAACUCAGGAAACUGUUGCGAGAGGGGAGACUGCUGUUGAUUUGGGAUCGGAUUUCGAUGAAGAUGUGGAAGCAUGA
Messenger RNA from Botrytis byssoidea, 561 nucleotides. RefSeq lists its product as uncharacterized. The transcript is spliced from 2 exons. Bases 1 to 561 code for a protein of 186 amino acids. Lineage: Eukaryota; Fungi; Ascomycota; Leotiomycetes; Helotiales; Sclerotiniaceae. The record is from RefSeq and is a predicted model, not a curated record.